AUCGCAGUACUAUUGUUCACCACAGGGGGGCAGACGAAGCACAAACCGGAAGCAGGAAAUGGAGUCAACGUCGACGUGCGAAAUUCAAACUCGGUAACAAACUUCCCUGCCAGAGGGCUUUUCUCUUUGGCAUAUGGUUGUUAGCUGAUUUUACCUUAUUCGUCUGCAGUUUUCAUAAAAAAACAGCAGGGAGGAUGCCUGUGGAAAGGACGGAGCACCGCGGUGCCGACGAGCUUUACAGAUACUAUGAGGUUUAUGAGACUAUCGGCUCAGGAGGCUUCGCUAAAGUCAAACUGGGGCGGCACAUCCUGACAGGAGAGAAGGUUGCUAUUAAAAUCAUGAACAAAAGGGAUCUGGGGGACGACCUGCCCCGUGUGAAGGUGGAGAUUGAGGCAAUGAAGAACCUGAGUCAUCAGCACAUUUGUCGUCUCUACCACGUCAUAGAGACCUCCACCCAGAUCUUCAUGGUGCUGGAGUACUGUACUGGAGGUGAGUUGUUUGACUACAUCAUAGCCAAGGACCGUCUGUCAGAGGAGGAGACCAGGGUGUUUUUCAGACAGAUUGUGUCUGCGAUGGCCUACGUUCACAGUCAGGGAUAUGCACACAGGGACCUCAAACCGGAGAAUUUGUUGAUUGAUGAAGACCACAACUUGAAGCUCAUAGACUUUGGAUUGUGUGCCAAACCCAAGGGAGGCCUGAGUUAUGAGCUGAUGACGUGUUGUGGGAGCCCUGCGUAUGCUGCUCCUGAACUCAUCCAGGGAAAAGCAUAUAUUGGUUCAGAGGCUGAUGUGUGGAGUAUGGGAGUUCUGCUCUUUGCUCUGCUCUGUGGAUACCUGCCCUUUGAUGACGACAACUGCAUGGUGCUCUACAGAAAGAUUACAAGAGGUAAAUAUGAUAACCCUCGGUGGCUGUCUCCAGGUAGCAUCCUCCUCCUCAACCAGAUGAUGCAGGUGGACCCCAAGCGGCGUCUUACUGUUAGACAGCUGCUGGACCAUCCUUGGGUGAUGAAAGACUACAACAGCCCUGUGGAGUGGCACAGCAGGCACCCGCUUGGCCACAUAGAUGUGGACUGUAUCACCGAGAUGGCUGUCAGCAUGAAGCGAUCGAGGGAGAGCGUCACAGCGCAGGUUAAGGAGUGGCAGUAUGAUCAGACCACAGCCACCUACCUGCUGCUGCUGUCAAAGAAGCAGAGGGGCAAACCUGUCCGUCUGCGCCCUGAACCAACAGUCUGUGAAGAUUCCUGCUCUCCACUGCGCCAGGGAAUGCAGACAAGGGACGCGCUUCACUUCAGUGAGGAUGAGGAUGCUGUGAUUGUGGGUUCUCUGGACUUGUGCUCAGACUACAUUGAUGAUUGCCCGUGGGUUUCAGUCACACAAUAUACCCCGCAAGGGGUCAGAGGUCAACCAGAUGGCUCUUCGAACAACAAAGACAUGAGACUAGCUUCUCCUUCAGUGGAGAAAAGAUGUGCUUACACACCGACCCCAGACAGGGGGAGAGCGACGACACAGCACCGCCAGGAGAAGAGGGACAGAGACCAAGAACGAACCAGCGAGAACAAGGAGAACAUUGCUGUGCAGGACAAGGAUGUUGACAUAUUUGCACUGCCUCCUCCUCGAACUCCUGUGUCCACCAAGAAGAACGUACGGCCCAACAAGAAUGUGCUGACAACACCCAAUCAAAACAUCCAUGGCAAUAAAACCAAUGCAGUCACACCUAAAGGUGGAGGCAGUGCCUCUAAAGAACACAAUAAGAAGAGGGCAGCAGAGAACAAGGAGCUUCCAAAUAUUGAAAUACUCGCUUUCAGUCCUGAGCGAAGGUCUCGGUCUCUGGAUAUGGCCGUUAUGGGAGACAGCGGGAAGAAGAAGAGAGGAGGAAAGAUGUUCGGGUCCCUGGAGAGAGGCCUGGAUAAGAUGAUCACCAUGCUGACUCCCAGCAAGAGACGAGCCCUGCGCGACGGCCCGCGCAAGAUCAAGGCGCAGUACAAUGUUACUCUGACCAGCCAAACCAACCCGGAGCAGGUUCUCAACCAGAUCCUGUCCAUCCUGUCGGAGAAGAACAUCGAGUUUACACAGAAAGGGUACACCCUGAAGUGUCAGACACAGGGUGACUUUGGGAAGGUUACCAUGGCGUUUGAACUGGAAGUGUGCUUGCUACAGAGGCCAGAGGUUGUUGGGGUCCGCCGCCAGAGGCUGAAGGGAGACGCCUGGGUCUAUAAGCACCUGGUGGAAGACAUCCUCUCCACAUCCAGUAUCUAAACAAUGCACUUUCCUGGCAACAUCACUUCCUGUUCCUGUAAAUAAACACCAACAUGAUGCUAUGUCCAGCGGUGGCGUGUGAUUGACUAUUGGCUGAUAUAGAUUCAGACAUGGGGUGGUUUCUUAGCACAUUAAUGAUCAGUCCUUCAUUGUUUGUAGUGAAUAUUUAAAAUUGUCCAUAGGUCAGCUUAAAAUCCCCAGAGUUCAUCUUACUUGAAAUUCAUGUGCAUUGCAUGUCAAGAUUCUGUACAUCGUAUCCUAUUUUAUAUCGAAUAUUGUGUUACUUCCCCUCUUCAUAAGCACAGUUGGAUCUUUGUCAGUCCCCUUGAGAUGAAUAUGUGUAUGUAUGAAAUGUAACAACUAUUUACAGCAUACCUUCUGGCUACUUAUUACCAUAUUUAUGUCUACAUGUUGUUAUUCUCCCCUGUAGGGGCUAAACUUGAUUGAAUAACGCAAAGAAGCAAACCAUUACUAAUUUACUGUCAUUGUUUUUUUAAUGUAUAUGUGCUUAUAAUGCUUCCAUCAUGAGGUUUUUCCGUGAUUGUCUUGUAUGAAGUGUCUGCUUUUAUCUCUUAUCGGUGCUUCUUGUCUAAUUUUAAACUCACAUUGUGUUUGUAUGAUUUGACAUGUAAAAGCAGCAAAAUAAAUGGUUUCUGGUAAAUGUAA
Scatophagus argus is the source of this 2921-nucleotide messenger RNA. It is a transcript of the gene melk, whose product is annotated as maternal embryonic leucine zipper kinase. NCBI's taxonomy places the organism in Eukaryota, Metazoa, Chordata, Actinopteri, Scatophagidae. Gene Ontology annotation, biological process: protein phosphorylation; intracellular signal transduction; microtubule cytoskeleton organization. Gene Ontology annotation, cellular component: cytoplasm. The coding region runs from base 195 to 2255 and encodes 686 amino acids. The transcript has 18 exons. The record is from RefSeq and is a predicted model, not a curated record. Gene Ontology annotation, molecular function: tau-protein kinase activity; ATP binding; protein serine/threonine kinase activity.